Molecule: messenger RNA, 830 nt
Organism: Culex quinquefasciatus (southern house mosquito)
Lineage: Eukaryota; Metazoa; Arthropoda; Insecta; Diptera; Culicidae
Gene: Ntf-2
Product: probable nuclear transport factor 2
Exons: 6
Coding region: 233-733 (166 amino acids)
Biological process (GO): protein import into nucleus
Cellular component (GO): nuclear pore central transport channel
Source: RefSeq, a predicted model, not a curated record
GAAAAGGCGGGCGGUGAAAACGGAUUUUGACAGUUCUGUUUCGGCUUUUUUUUUCUCGGUUCUGCUGUGUCUGUUGCACAUUCACAUUCGUUCCACUCGCCAUUCAAUCCAAAAGUCCCGUCAAAUAAGCUCGCUCAGAAACGAUCCGCGUCGGCGUGAGUGUGCGUGUGUGUGUGUUUGGUGAUCCGGACCCUGAGAAUCUGAUAGGACCACCAACCAACCGAGAUCGAAGAUGGCUCUGAAUCCGCAGUACGAAGAGAUUGGCAAAGGAUUUGUCACCCAGUACUACGCCAUGUUCGACGAUCCGAUGCAGCGGCCAAACCUGGUCAACCUGUACAACGCGGAACUCUCCUUCAUGUCGUUCGAGGGCCAGCAAAUCCAGGGAGCGGCCAAGAUUCUGGAAAAACUGCAAAGCCUAACCUUCCAAAAGAUCAACCGAGCCCUGACGGCGGUCGACUCGCAGCCCAUGUUCGACGGUGGCGUCCUCAUCAACGUCCUCGGCAGACUACAGACCGACGAAGACCAGCCCCACGCGUACACGCAAACGUUCGUGCUGAAACCGAUCGGAACGAGCUUCUUCGUGCAGCACGACGUCUUCAGAUUAGCGCUGCACGACAUGUGCGACGACGAUCCACCGCACGCGUACGCCCAGGUGUUUGUGCUGAAACCGCUCGGGACGUCCUUCUUCUGCGCCCACGACAUUUUCCGCCUGUGCAUCCACAACUCGGCGUAAUCGACGGAAACAUUAAACAUAACCAGGAAUGUGAAAACGAAAUGUUGGGUAAAUGAUAAUAAAAAAAUCACGUUAAUUUAAGAUAAAUUAAUCGCAA